AUGUCUCUGCAAGUGGAAGGCGGAACCCAGGUUCAAGUUCCACGAUCCUUGAUGCAAGCCUUCCUCCAGCAGGAUCCGAACCACCCUGGUCUAGAGACAGUUCGCCUACCAACACCUGGAGCUGUUGGUCAAUUGCCUCCUCACUGCCGUGAAAUCGAAACGGAAAUCUGCUUAGUAUGUCGCAGAUGUGGAAGAGCUUAUCCUCAGGAAACAACCUUACUUGCUCAUCAGCGUUCCUGUUACCUGGGGAACCAACAGCGUCGCGGUGCUUUGCGUCUUGUUCAGAGUCGCUACUCCUGUUCCCUCUGCGAUAGCGGCACCUCCACUAGAACUUAUGGAAGCCUCACUGAGAUUAGACGUCAUCUGGAGACUAUUCAGCAUCGGACUCAUGAGGCUAAUCUAUUUGUCAAAAAGAAAUUGGAGAACAAGCCAUUGGAGAACAAGCAACAGGACAAGAAGCAACUAGACAACAAUCCUGACUCUGAUAUUCAUUCUGGUGAGGAGGCAAAUCCACUGAUAGACGAGAUGGAAGAUGUGGUCAACCAGAUCACUCUUCUGGCUGCUAGAGCUGCUGCUGAAAGCACUACUGGUCAUCAAACGAACGGAAAUCAGGACAACAACAAUGGCCCUGAAAAGAGACAAAAACAUCUCCAGUUUUCCGCUCUUGCUGGGGCUAAAUUUUAG
Messenger RNA from Belonocnema kinseyi, 684 nucleotides. RefSeq lists its product as uncharacterized. NCBI's taxonomy places the organism in Eukaryota, Metazoa, Arthropoda, Insecta, Hymenoptera, Cynipidae. The transcript has a single exon. Bases 1 to 684 code for a protein of 227 amino acids. The record is from RefSeq and is a predicted model, not a curated record.